UGCAUCUGCGUGCAGAUACUGUGAGAAGCUUAAAACUCUACCACCGUAAUCAUAACACCUACAAGAAGCUGUUUUCUAGCUUGCCUGACAGGGGAUGAUGAUCAUUUUUUUACAUCCCCUUUCAAGGUGUAGAAACUUCCUUUUUCUGUAAAGUCUCAUUCUCGGAGUGAGGCUGUGUGUGACAGACUGAUACAAGUGGGUCCUCUGAGUUUUUAUUAUUUUCAGAAAUCCAGUUGUAGUCCCACAUGAGAUGGAGGCUCAGACAGUCAAGUGGUUGGUUUUUCUGGCCCUAAUAAAACAUGUUUCUACAAGUCCCUUUAAACUAGAACCUGGUGGGCUGCUGGCUACUGAGGGAUCCUGUGUUGAAAUUAAAUGCCAAGUCACAAGAGAUGUCGAUGAUCAUGAUGCAUACUGGUUUUGGAUGAAAGACUAUACAUCCACUGUCAUUUACAGCACAAACACCGUGACACGUCCGGUCAGUCCUGACUUUGCAAACAGAGUGAAUUACAUUGGUUCUCCAUCUUCAAGUUGGCAGAAUGCUAACUCUGCCGGGCCGAAGCCACUGUGCAAUAUUUUGAUCUGUGACCUGAGAAGAAGUGACAGCGGAAAGUAUUCUUUGAGAUUCGAAGGGAGGGAGCAAUGGUCAUCUGAAGAAGUUACCCUCAGUGUUGAAGUAAACCGAUGCCCGCUCACUUUUGAGGGACCAGCUGCUGUGGUGGAGUCCGACGUGGUCACACUCACAUGCUCCACUUCAAGUUCAUGUCCUUCACACCCUCAGAUUCAAGAUGUGACUCAGAUCGACCGGACACAGGUCACAGGCUCUCAUCAGGAUAAGGAGAGAACCACCACCUUCAGCUUUACAGCCAGCAGGGAGGAUGAUGGGAGAGAGUUUUCAUGCCAAACACAGGACAACACGGACAAAUAUUUGAUCAGGAAUAUUAAAGUCACUGUUAAAUACCCACCCACUGAACCUAAACUGUCUAUGAGGUCUGAUGUCAAAGAAGGUCAGACCAUCACCGUCAACUGCACUGCUGAAAGUUUCCCACAGUCAACUCUCACCUUGAUGAAGAUCAACACAAAUCAUCAGUCUUUACUAAUCACUGAAAAUAAUAUUUAUUCACGACCCAUCAACUCUCUCUCCCACACGUUUACUGUGACUUCAUCCGACGCUGGCUGGUACUUCUGCCGUGCCCAGAACACUGAGGGCUUAAAGGACAGCAAGCAGCAGGAGUUGGUGGUGAAAUGUGAGUGUUUCAGCUCCGGCUUUUUUUUCAACCGAACAGAUCAAACCAAAACUUUCCUAGUAUUUUUGUGACUUUGAGUUGUAAGUGAUUUUUCUUUCUGUUAGUGAUAUAUACAGAAAUCCGGAGUGGUUAUACUGUGGUCUAUAAGUGUUCUUAGGCAGACACAAGAGGCACUUGUCUAUUGUGUUGUGUUGGUUCUUUGUUG
This is a messenger RNA of Pleuronectes platessa (European plaice), 1449 nucleotides long. Its product is annotated as sialoadhesin-like. The transcript has 5 exons. The record is from RefSeq and is a predicted model, not a curated record. NCBI's taxonomy places the organism in Eukaryota, Metazoa, Chordata, Actinopteri, Pleuronectiformes, Pleuronectidae. Bases 251 to 1315 code for a protein of 354 amino acids.